Coturnix japonica (Japanese quail) is the source of this 2841-nucleotide messenger RNA. RefSeq names its product low-density lipoprotein receptor class A domain-containing protein 4. The record is from RefSeq and is a predicted model, not a curated record. Lineage: Eukaryota; Metazoa; Chordata; Aves; Galliformes; Phasianidae. Gene Ontology annotation, cellular component: early endosome membrane; nucleus; Golgi membrane. Gene Ontology annotation, biological process: negative regulation of transforming growth factor beta receptor signaling pathway; 7-methylguanosine mRNA capping. Gene Ontology annotation, molecular function: mRNA 5'-cap (guanine-N7-)-methyltransferase activity; R-SMAD binding.
AACGAGGCCAGCUCCUAUUCAACGCAUGAGCAAUGUCGCCUUCUCCUCCCAUCCCGGAUGUGGCGUUUACUCGGUAGAGGCGUCAUCUCCGCAAACACGAUGGCGGCGGGUUGUGCUGGUUUUUUAUUUUGAUCAACGGGUAGGGAGUUUUACGUGUCAAAAAAUGGCUGACUUAACCAAGGCUGAAGAAAAGGAAGUAGAGAAGAGUUUGGAUGAAGAAGUGGAGAGAACAUCUCACACUUCAGAGGCAGAUUCAGGUAUCAAUUUGGAAGGCAAUAGCUCAACUGCAGGUACAGCGCACUCCACUGAAAAUGAGAAGAAACUUGCUGGUGGUGAUCAGGGCAGCGGCCUGAAAAGGAACAUAGCAGAUGUUGAAGAAGAACCUCCCUAAGAAAGUUUGAGUGAGGCAGGCCAUGGGCAAGCUGUAGCUGCACAUUACAAUGAGCUUCAAGAAGUUGGGUUGGAAAAACGCAGCCAGAGUCGCAUAUUCUACCUCCGAAACUUUAAUAACUGGACAAAGAGUGUCCUCAUUGGGGAAUUUAUAGACCGCGUACGACAGAAAAAGAGUGAUAUUACUGUUUUGGAUCUGGGAUGUGGCAAAGGCGGAGACUUACUGAAAUGGAGGAAAGGCAGAAUUAAAAAACUUGUCUGUACGGAUAUUGCUGAUAUUUCUGUGCAGCAGUGCAAGCAGCGAUAUGAAGACAUGAAAGCUCGAUGUCGCUAUAACGAACGUAUUUUUGAUGCAGAAUUUAUACAAGCAGAUAGUACCAAGGAUCUUCUGUCUUCCAAAUACAGUGAUCCAGACACACGCUUUGACAUUUGCAGCUGUCAGUUUGUUUACCAUUACUCAUUUGAGACAUAUGAGCAGGCUGACAUGAUGCUUAAAAAUGCCUGUGGGAACCUCUCUCCUGGAGGUUAUUUCAUUGGCACAACUCCAAAUAGCUUCGAGCUUGUAAAACGACUUGAAGCUUCAGAAACAAAUUCAUUUGGGAAUGAUGUAUACAAUGUAAAAUUUGAGAAGAAGGGAGAAUAUCCUUUGUUUGGCUGCAAAUACGAUUUCCACUUAGAAGAAGUUGUUGAUGUCCCGGAGUUCUUGGUUUAUUUUCCGUUACUGGAGGAAAUGGCAAAGAAGCAUGGUAUGAAGCUUGUUUACAAAAUGACAUUUCGGGAAUUUUAUGAAGAAAAAAUCAAGAACGAGGAGCAUAAGAUGCUGCUAAGAAGAAUGCAGGCCUUGGAGCCAUAUUCUACGUUUGGUGAUUCCAGACUUGCCUCUGAUAAACCUGAUGAUUAUGAGCAUGCAAAGGAGUUUAUUAAAGAUGGCAAGGCAAAGUUACCAUUGGGAACACUGAGUAAAUCUGAAUGGGAAGCAACAAGUAUUUACUUGGUAUUUGCCUUUGAGAAGCAGCUGUGAAACUUCACAUACUGGACUCAGCAAGAAGAGAUCAUAUCCAUGUGCAAGUUGGAGCAGUCAGAAAUCCAUUGUGGCAACUAUUUUUUUAUUUUUAUUUUUUAAUUAUCCAAAGCGUGCAGGACACUACCAAAACCGAGAGCAAGCUCACGAUUCUGAGUUACAUUGCCUGUCUGUGACAGAUGGACUUGUGUGUGUAUAUAUAAGAAAGAUUCUGAACCAGUCUUUUUAAGCAUUUGUAAGCAAUCUGAAUGCUCUCAAAACUUACGUUUUAACUUUGACAACUUUAUGUUAGAAAAAGAUGUUUUGUUAGUCUUAUGUUUGUGCUUAUCAGCCUGAUGCUGCACUUUCUGAAGCUGACGGAAAAUGGCUGUUAACAGUUAACUUCGGUGAUGCAGAAUGAGGGCCUAAAUAUUGUAAUAGUUCAGUUAGUUCAUAAUGUGAUAGAUUGAGACAUAUAGGGUAUGUCUACAUUGCAUGCAGAGCUAAGUGACAGACAAAACCCAAGUCAGUUUGAGUACUUCCCGUGCUGUGCUCCAGCCUGCAGUGUAAAUCUACCUUAGUGAUAUUCAUGAUGUAGUUUAUGUGGUAAAGUUUAAUGAUGUUUUUGGUUGUUGUUUUUGUUUUUUUUUUUUUUGCUUGCUGAUAUGUAGUGUCACUUCAUGGUGCUUCCAAGAUUAAACAAGUUUGUUCUGUACAAAGCUGCUCUAGAAGAACUGAUUUUCUGAACUUUUAAAAAUCUUUCCAUCAUUUUUCCAAGUAUGACUAUACAAUAAUCAAUAACAGCUGCUGAGCUUAAAUUACUGAACAUUUUCUAUUAUAUUAAAGCCUGUCCUGACUUUUUUGUAGCUUUAAUGUCUCUUUGAAACUUACUAGACAGAUCUUAGGAUGUGUCUUGCUUGUUUCAUACAAUUCCAAAUAGGUUUGGCAGAAGAAUUAGCUCUUAGUGGUGAUGGGGAUUUCACUACAGUCCUUAAAGCAUUAAGAACGUGAUCAUGAACGAAAAAGGGAACCUGUAUAACAGUUGAGGGUACUGGAAGUUCACUCUGGUAGGGAUGGUUUCGUAUGUGCACACACACCAUUAGAUGUAGGAAAUAAUUCCAAAAUGGGAGCCAAAUAUUUUGUUUUGGAAUAUAAACUGAUGCUGUUGAUAGGCAGAAUGAUACCUAACUUCUGUCCUGCUGUCUUCCACUCUCUUGGAGCUGGGUUGGGGUUUUCUGGCAUGGUGUUUACUCCUCCUUCAUCAUGCCAGUAGCUACCCACUAGUGAGAAGAUGAGGGUUAGUACUUCAGUAUUUUUCUCUCCUUUCUUGAGCUAAGAGAUGCUUUUUGAUGCUGUUGACUAUUCUAGUUUACAUACAGAUUAAAUGAUAGUGUUGAUGGUGCACAAGUAUUUUUGCAAACCUGUAAUAAACCUAAGAAAGAACAAUGCUA